Mercenaria mercenaria is the source of this 5347-nucleotide messenger RNA. RefSeq names its product glucose dehydrogenase [FAD, quinone]-like. Gene Ontology annotation, molecular function: oxidoreductase activity, acting on CH-OH group of donors; flavin adenine dinucleotide binding. The coding region runs from base 175 to 2046 and encodes 623 amino acids. The record is from RefSeq and is a predicted model, not a curated record. The transcript is spliced from 2 exons. NCBI's taxonomy places the organism in Eukaryota, Metazoa, Mollusca, Bivalvia, Venerida, Veneridae.
UGUUGCCGUGUAUACUAAGUAACGAUCGUUUAACAUUUAGCAAACUGAUAAUGAUUACUGAACCGUAUACAUGUCGUGUUUUAAAACAUAUUUAUCAGAGCAUUAAAUACAUCUCAAUUUCGCUUAAUCUAUUUUGUUUACAUUGUGUAUGAAAAUACAUAUCUUGUGUUGAUAAUGGCGGAUAGUUCCUCAUGGAAACUUAUAGACAGCUAUUUUGUUUUCAAAGAACAUAGGGGAAUUUCUGCAUUGGCAAAACAAGCUGUCAUAGUGCUAUUUAUUGCUUUGGUAAAGUUUUGUCUUUUCUCCAGCGACAACGCCUUCACCAAGCACAGGCAGAUAAUCUCCACAACGGUCAAGGACGAAUAUGACUACUUAGUAGUCGGUGGUGGGUCGGCCGGGUCUGUACUGGCAGCGAGACUUUCUGAGGAUGGAAAAUCAAGUGUUCUUGUUAUUGAAGCAGGAGGGUUUUACGAUGAGAAUCCAUUAUUUCAUAUUCCAUUUCAUUUGCCAGGGCUUCAAAAUACCAAACAUGACUGGAGGUACUACACAGUACCUCAGAAAGAAUCAUGUCUUGGAUUGAAAGAAAAUAAAUCAUUUUGGCCACGUGGAAAAGUUCUAGGAGGAACAAGUAUGAUAAACACCAUGUAUUAUGCACGUGGCAGCCGAUACGAUUACGAUUCUUGGGCAGCAGACGGAUGCACAGGCUGGAGUUAUGACGAUGUCUUUCCGUACUUCUUAAAGUCUGAGGACAUUCAGAUCGACCAGCUCAAAUUGUCACCUUAUCAUCGUUCUGGUGGACUUCUGACAGUGUCCUCUGGGGAGGCUACCCCGCUAUCAGAGCUUUAUUUACAAGCUGGUCAGGAACUAGGUUAUAUCAUAACUGAUUACAAUGGUCCGGAUCAAAUAGGUUUUAAUAAGGUACAAAUAACCACCAAAACAGGCGUAAGAGGUUCCACAGGGGUUCUUUACCUGGGUCAGCCUGGAAAGAAGGUAAACCUUGACAUAGUUAUUGAAACAAUGGCUACCAAAAUUGACAUAAAGGAUAAAAGGGCACGUGGAGUAUAUUAUGUACGCAAGGGGCAAACAUCUUAUGUCAAAGCCAGAAAGGAAGUGAUUUUAACAGCUGGAGCAAUUAAUUCUCCACAGCUGCUCAUGCUGUCUGGAAUCGGACCGAAAGAACAUCUACAGUCUCUAGAUAUUCCUGUGGAAAUCGAUUUACCUGUUGGAGACAAUUUGCAAGAUCAUUUGUCAGUUAUGCUAUUUAGUAAAAUAAAUAAAACCCUGAGUUUAACAGACAAUUUUCUUGACGGUCUAUGGUCCAGAUAUAAAUACAAGCUUUUUGGUAAAGGACCUUAUAGUUCUACUGGAGUGGAAGCUUCGGCAUUUUUCUACACGGGAAAAGAAAAGCAAGAGAAAGUAUCGCCUAAUUUACAAGCCAUGAUAAAAAGCAAGUUUAUCAGUACCAAUAUAUGGAAUAUUAAAGAUAUCAUUGCUGAAGAAUACCUCGCGGAAAAUGGUAAUACUGAAGGAAUUAGCUUUUCGUUGAAUCUGAUACAACCUAGAAGUGUAGGCAGUCUGCGUUUGCGCACUGGACAUCCAUUAGAUUCUCCUUUAAUUGAUCCACAGUAUCUUACCAAUAGAAAAGAUAUCGAUGAUUUGAUAGAAGGAGUUAGAAUUUGGGAGAAAUUUAUAAAUACGAAAACUAUGCAGGGGCUUGGUACCGAUAUCAACGAAAUGAGAAAGUCGUUUUGCUCGCAGCAUGAUUUUCGGUCUGAUUCAUACUGGGAAUGCUUUAUCCGCCAUCUUGCAGUGACUAAUUAUCAUCCUUCAGGAACGUGUAAAAUGGGUGCUGAUGAUGACCCGACAGCUGUUGUUGACUCAAAGCUUCGUGUGAAAGGAGUAAAAGAUUUAAGAGUAGUAGACGCUUCUGUACUGUCUACAAUAACUGCAGGAAGUACAUACGCUCCAGUAAUAAUGAUUGCUGAAAAAGCUUUUGAUAUAAUUAACAAUGUAGAUUUGGUUAAACAUUUAAGGGACAGGACUUGAUAUGUUAAGUUAAGUGCACGGCAUUAACCGGUUUGAACUCCCAAGUCAUGUUUUUGCCAAUGGCCAUUCCAAGGCGGUGUCCCAAUUUGUUCCCUCACUCGUUCGUUUCGCCCUGCUUGUCUGUAUUUCUUAAUUUGUUUGUAUAUUUUUGUGAGAAUAAUGAAGCAGCAUGAUUUCAGAACUGAAGAAGAAUAAAUUAGUUAAAAACACCCAAAAUUAUGUCACCUCCAGAUAUAUGCCAAAUGUUUCGAAUUUUACAAUAUGCAUUCAUUUAUUAGAUUCAACGGAACUUUUAUCACUCCUAUUCGCUGAUGAUUUGGCAUUGAUUAACGAUACAGUGUCAGGAUUACAGAAAUUAUUGAAUGUAUUAAAACAGUAUUGCAUGGAAACAGGUCUCAAUGUUAACAUUGAUAAAACAAAAAUUUCUGUAUUUAAAAAUGAUGGUUAACUGUCACAACAUGAUGAUAAUAAGCGGUUAGAAGUGGUGUCUAGUUUUUCUUAUGUGGGUGUAACAUUGACUAAGCAAUUAUCAUUAAACCGAAUGGCAGAAGAACAACCACUGAAAGGAAAAAGAGUUCAAAUUACAUUAUUGUCAAAACAUUAUAGUUAUGGUCCUUUACCAAAAUAUGUUUUCUUCAAUAUAUUUGAUACUAAAGUGGCACCAGUGCUAUACGGGGCAAAACUAUGGGAUGCAAAAGAACGCAAUUCUCUAGAAAUUGUUCACAACUAUGCAUGUAAGAGAUAUAUGUGCGUUAAACAAAACACUUCAAACGCAACUGUAUUAGGAGACUGUGGUCGUUACCCAAUGUUAAUUGCAGCAGCCAAACGCUGUAUGAAAUAUUCGUUGAAAAUACUAAAAAUGCAAAAUUAUAGACUUGUAAAUUUUUUUAUAUUAUUAAUAUGAUGGUUAGUAUUUGACGAGAUGGGUAAAACAACAUGGGCUACCGGUAUUAAAGAUCUGUCAAAUGUUAAUGGAUUUGGAUAUAGUUGUAACCAACAGUCAGUUACCAUUGAAACAAUGUUUAUCAAGUCAUUUGUUAAUCGGUUUUGUGACCAAUACAGACAAAAUUGGAAUAGUCAUAUAAAUAACAGCUCUAAGUAAUCGACUUAUUGUUUGAUUAAAGUAUGACUUUAAACAUGAAUAGUACUUAUCUGUAAUUACAAUACGUAAAUUUAGGAAUGUGUUAGAAAAAUACGUACAUCCUCGCACAACUUAGAAAUAGAACAAGGGCGGUAUAAUAAUACAGCAAGAUAAAUGUAUAUGUAUAUAUAAGAUAUACCAGAUGACAGUUGAAACAGAAUCCAUUUGUACAAUUUUAUUAUGGUAUGCCCUUUAUACGAUGAUAUAAGACGGCAGUAUUUACCAGCAAAAUAUUACAUUAAUCCAACUGUACAUAAAUUUAAUAUUCUUAUGAGCACAAGGUCUGAAAUAUUGUUAAAUAUUUUGGCAAUAUUCAUAAACCAUGAUUUUCUUAAACGAAAAGCAAGUUUGUAAUUAUAUAUAAAAUAUUUUUUGUUGAUUCUAUUUUUGUUUAUGAUGCUGAAUGAUAUACAUAGCAACUGAUUUGACUAAUGAUAACUUUAUGAAUGUAAAUAUGUGUUAAGUAUACCUUUCAUGAUUACAAGAUAUGAAAUUGUACACAUUACAUUUUCUUCUGUUUUAUCAAACAGAUUGGCAAAACCGAUUGUUUAUUGUCAUCUUUGGGAGACAGAAAUACCAUUGGUACGGUACCUAUGAUGUUUUCAUCUAUUUAAAGGCUUAAAUGAUUUUAAUUUCAGUAGGGCAAGAUAUGGAAUGUAUUAUGAUAAUGUAAUCUUUAGAGACUAAGCAAAAACAAUGACAAUAAUACUGAAUUUUAGUGUUUAUGCAAUAUUUUUGAACAAUUAUUAAAUUAUAUAUUUUAAUAUUCCAAUUAUGAAGAAUCUUAUGUUAAGCAAAAGUUUAUAUUAAAAGACAAAAAAAAAAAAUAUGUAAAUUGUGUUAUUUCUACAUUUUAAUGUAGUAUGCUAUCCUUUUAUAUUUGUGAAAUAUUACAAAUUGACAAUGUAUUAAGGAUAACAUGGUGUAAUAGGCCUCAAUUUCACCAAAAGCGUACAUACAACUUGAUAAUGUAAGUUUUAAAAAUACCAAACGAUAGAAAUAAGGUGCAGAUUGACUAGGUAUAUAGUGACAGAAGUUCUCAAAAAUUUCCUUUAAAUUACCUCCCCUGAUAAUUUUGGUUUUUCAUGAGUUAUCUCCCCUGAAAACUAGAAAAAAUUUUUUUCCUCCUUUUCCCUACGGAGAAUUUUAGAUUUCUUUUUGAUAUUUGUAUCAGAAUCAUAUAAUGCAGCUUUCUACCACAAAAUUUUCUCGAAACUCAAGUUCAGAUUCUCAUAAUCAAAGAAAUUAUAUAUUUCCCAUAGGCAUCAAUGUUAACUUCAAUACCGAUUAUCUCCCAAAAAAAUUAUAAAAUUUGAAAAAUCUCUCGAUGAAAAGUUUUUGAUUUUGAAUGUCUUUAAAGUGACCAAAUUUCAUUUAAAUAUUACCAUCCAGUUACAAGAUAUGAAAUAUGGCUAUUACACCAUGUUAUCCAUAAACAAUAGACAAUUCCAUAUACAAGCAUACAUACAAAAUGAAAUUACAAAUAUAGAUUAUUAAGUGCCAUAACCAUACGAUAUAAUGUAAUAAAAUAAAGUUGACAUAUUCUUAGAAAUACCAUAUGUUUAUGUAUGUAUUACAUGAAUAUGAUAAAUUUGAUCUCAUCUGAAAAAAAUUCCAAAGGUUGCAUCUGAGGUUUUCGUUCAUUUUUGGAAAUUAAUGGAGACUAAAAAUAUAUGUGCAAUAACACAUCCUGUAUGAGUUUCAUUUGUUUCAAUUUAUUGCUAUUGUUGAAAUAAUAAUUAGCCUAUAUUCAUUUUCAUCAGUGAAAAAACAAGUCUAGUAAUAAAAACAGUUAAUUUAGCAUAUAGUUAAUACAUUAUUAUUUCUUGUGUAGAAGUAAAAAUAUUCAAAUAGUAUGUUCUGUUACAUUUUAACACUUAAUGAGGAAUUAGGCUUAUAUUUGAAUGUCAUAAGUUGAUAUGUAAUGUUUUGGAAAGAUGCAAACAUCUAUGUUAAUAUUUGCUGAUAAUAUACAUGUGUAUAGGUAAUAAUAUAUACUAUAGCUAUCUUUCGUGUACCUGUACUUUUCUCUAAAAUGUCUUUCUUUAUUGCAUUAUAUUGUUAUGGGCCGGUGGCCAGUAUCAAAUAAACAUUUUGUCAUGAUUGUCCUUGUCAUAUUAGUAACUGACAAAUUAAUAAAAUUAACUGUCAUCUCAAUCA